UUGCUUACUGUGUCCUUGCUGCAGGCUGACAGGACCCCGAGGAGGAGGCUGGUGAUGCUGCCUGCGCCCCGGUUCUGAGUCGGCCCUUGCUCGCUGUGCUAUGGCUCUCCAUGGCCUCGGCAGGCCCGGAGCACUAUAGCCUCGGCCUCCCACAGCGAAGUGACUUCCAGCUGCCCGGGCCGGCUGCGGGGAGGCCCCCCGGGAGCAGGGCCUGGCUCCUCGCUCAGCAGCAGGUGAAGCCCCUCUGGAAGCUGAGCAGAAAGCAUGUGAGUCCGUUCCAGGAGCACAGGCCCGUGCUCUCCGGGAUCUCGCCCCAGAGCUCCUGUUUCUGCGGGGAGGCAGUGCCCCCCAGCCCGCCCCAGCCCUUCCUGGAGCCCGCUGGGAGCCCGCUGCUCUAUCGGCGCGCGUACUUCAGGCACAAGCCCUACCAGCGCCUCGAGUCCAUCUGCCUCCGGUCCAGCGCUCCGGAGGGCCGGCAGCCUCCACUCCCAGCCAGCGGGCUCCAGGGCUGCGCCGCCACCUCGGACUGCAGCAUGGCCUCCUCGGCGGUGGAGCCCUUGCCCCGGCCCAGCGGGAAAGGGGGGAAGAGCUCUCCUUCCGGCUCAGGGAAACACGCCGCCAGCCCGUACAAGCCAGUGCUGAACAAGAACGCCUUCCUGCGGCCGCACAGCGCCAAAGUGCCUUCGCUGCAGCUCCCGGAGAGCGGGAAACUGAAGAGCAUCUCGCGCUCGCCCGCUAUAUCUUGGUCCCAUUGCGGGGGGACCGGGGAUGGCUCCCCCGCCAGUCUGGAGAACAGGUCUGGGAGAGGCAAAGGCCAUAAAGCGGAGCAAGCCACCCCCAGGCCUCUCCUGUCUCCGGUGCAGCCCCUCCGAGCCGAGCGCCCCUUGUGGCAGGGCAGGGAGACCCGGGGGCAGAGUUUAAGAGCCAAGGAGCGAGAGAUCCGGCUCACGGAAGCCGUGCGAAGGCUGAGCGGGAAGGUUAACAGCUGCAGCGACUUAGGCCGCAGAAUCGAGAGCUCCUGCCUUAUGAACACGGGCUUCCAGUACAACCUCUUCCGCAGGAGUGGGCGCUGGAGACAGCAGCUCCUCUCACAGCUGAGCCCAAAAGAAACGGUCGCCCCCUUGAAUCUGGAGCUGGGGAGCCGGUGCCUGCGCAGCGACCUGAGCCUCGCGGGCCCCGAGGGGGCCGUCUGCACCAAGCGAAUCAGCUUCCGCCUCUUAGCCUCCAGCUCUGACGCGUCAGGCCCCAGCGCCCCCUGCCGGACCGUCAACUUCCUGGCCCUGAGCGGCGGGGACCAGGCGGGGAGACCCGAGCCUGCCCACCACGCCGACGUCUCCGCAGUGGCAGCCCAGAUGUCCACCAUCCAGCUGGGCAAGGAGCCGGCGUGGGCGCAGGCCGCUCCCCCACGGGACCCAGAUGCGGCCGUCACCCUGCCCCUGCUGGACCCCGAGGAGCCUGAGGCUGAUGUAGAAGAGGAGCUCCCGGAUGGCCUGGAAGAUGGCUGCAGCCAGGACGAGGAGGAGGAAGAGGGCGAGUCGGACAGCUCCUCCGUCACAGGCCUGUCGCCCAACGGCUCCGUGGCCCUUAUCUCCAGGAAUUGUAUCGCGUGUCUGGCCCAGCCGCUCGAGGCCCCGGAGCGGAUCCUCAAACCCCCUCUCGUGUGCAGUUUGUUCCCUAAUAUGCCUCCGACCCUCUACUUCAGUACCCGGGACGAGAGAGGGGAGAAGCUGCCGUGGGAGCAGCGGAAGUUGCUGCGCUGGAAGAUGAGCACCGUCACCCCCAACAUCGUCAAGCAAACCAUCGGCAGGUCCCACUUCAAAGUCAGCAAGAAGAACAGCGACUGGUGGGGGGGCUUCCGCGCCAUCAAGGAGCAUCAGAAGCUAAACCACUUCCCUGGCUCCUUUCAAAUCGGGAGGAAGGACCGUCUGUGGCGCAACCUGUCCAAGAUGCAGACGCGCUUUGGGAAGAAGGAGUUUAACUUCUUCCCCCAGUCCUUCAUCCUGCCCCAGGACAUCAAGCUGCUGAGGAAGGCCUGGGAGGAGAGCGGCAGCCGCCAGAAGUGGAUCGUGAAGCCGCCGGCAUCUGCCAGAGGCAUCGGCAUCCAGGUCAUCCACAAAUGGAGCCAGCUGCCCAAGAGGAGGCCGCUGCUGGUGCAGAGGUACUUGCACAAGCCCUACCUCAUCAGCGGGAGCAAGUUCGACCUGAGGAUUUAUGUUUACGUCACUUGCUACAACCCCCUCAGGAUCUACUUGUUCAGAGACGGAUUAGUGCGCUUCGCCAGCUGCAAGUAUUCCUCUUCCAUGAAGAGCCUCAGCAACAAGUUCAUGCACCUGACCAACUACAGCGUGAACAAGAAGAACACGGAGUACAGGUCCAACGGGGACGAGACAGCCUGCCAGGGGCACAAGUGGGCGCUGAAGGCACUUUGGAGCUACCUGAGCCAAAAGGGGGUGAACAGCGAGGGCAGCUCCCACUCGGAGCCUCCCAGCCUGGCCUGGAGGGGCUCCCGGUGGCUCAGCUCCGCGGGCGGUGUGAGCAGAUCGGUGCGCCGCCCGCCCUGCUGCCACGAGCUCUUCGGCUUCGACGUCAUGCUGGACGAGAACCUCAAGCCCUGGAUCCUGGAAGUGAACAUCUCCCCCAGCCUCCACUCCAACUCGCUGCUGGACGUGAGCAUCAAGGGCCAGAUGAUCCGGGACCUGCUCAACCUGGCCGGCUUCGUCCUGCCCAGCGGGGACGAGGUGGCGUCCGGCACGGGCAGCGCCAGCAGCUCCUCCACCAGCGUAAGCAGCGCCACGAAGGAGAGGCCCAGCUCGUCCCCGGAGCAGCUCACGGCCGAGAAGAUGAAGCGAGCUUAUUACUUGGCCCACAUGCUGCCUGACCAGGAUUUCUACUCCUCCAUCCUGGACACCCUGACCCCAGCCGACGUGCGGGUGCUGGUGGAGACAGAGGACGAGUUUGCUCGGCGGGGGCAGUUUGAGCGGGUGUUCCCCACCCGCCUCUCCAUGCGCUACCUGCGCUUCUUCGAGCAGCCGCGCUACUUCAACAUCCUCACCGCCCAGUGGGAGCUCAAGUACUACCUGAACCGGCCCCGAGGCUUGGAUGUGCUGCGCAGCUGGUGUCACAAAGGGUACCUCAGCGGGGCAGCGAUGGACUUGGCCCAGGUGGUGAGUGUCUCCCUGGACCCCGCUGUCCCCAGGCUGCUGGCCUCGGGCCCUGCCUGUGCCUUGGGGGGUCCGGGGGGAAGCCCCCAUCUCCCCCAGAGCCUCCUCUGGUUUCCUGUCUCC
Pelodiscus sinensis (Chinese soft-shelled turtle) is the source of this 3284-nucleotide messenger RNA. Lineage: Eukaryota; Metazoa; Chordata; Testudines; Trionychidae. The record is from RefSeq and is a predicted model, not a curated record.